GGUCCGUGUCGGGUCAGGCACGUGGGUGGAGUGGGUUUGGGGGAGAUGUGUGGGCGGGGGAUGGCCGGGAAUAGGUCGCAUGAGGCGGGGUAGUUGAAGCGGUGUGGGGGAGAAGAAUAUGUGGUUCUAGGUUGCGUCGCUUUGUCUAGUGGAGAUACCUGGCGCGGCGCUGACUGAAGGUGUACAUGAGUGAAGAAAGUACUAGUUUAAUUGCUGCAGAUGUGAGCUGGUGGUGGCAGUGGUGGUGGUGGUGGCGGCGGCGGCGGCUGCGUCGUGUUUGAUGUGGAACGCAAUACCAUAAUCUUGUCAUUUUCAAGCGGUCCGAGGUCUGCCUUAUUUUCUAAAGCUACUGAAUUUAAUAUAUGUUGUUGGUCUCUAAAAAAAAUGUUAGCUAAUGCAGAUCAGGUACUUCGCAUCACGUACUUUCUUUAUGUUUCCGCCAUACGUCGCAGCUGACCACGAGUAUUGAAGCGCGAUCGGGCCGCUACUAGAUGGCGCUGAUCAGGGCGGAAGGACACGUGCUGCGAACCGCCGGUCUAGCCCCACGUGGGAGGAGGAGGACGGACCACGCACGCCACCCGCCAUGAAUGAGUGGGAGGCGAGGGCACGGCGGGAGGAAGACGGUGGCAGUGUUCUUGGCGCGUGUGAAGACUGCCGCUGAAGAGAAGACAAGGAGGAAAGGCAUAGGAGUAAGAACUGGAAGUAACAGAGAAGGAAAGUGACACUAAGGAAGGACAAGCAUGAGAUGGGGGAAGAAGAGGGGGAAGACAUGGUUGGAGGAGGUAGAGAAAGAGGAGAGGGAGUGCCACCACCGUACAUAAGGCACUGUGGCUCCCUCCCUUAGCUCAGUCCUGCACCAGCGCUCACGAGAGGUGCACACGGUCGCUGGCUCUCGUCCCCUCUCUCUCCUUCUCCCUCUCUAUCCCGCCCUCACUCUCCCCUCGCUCCCGUCGACAGGCGAGGCAGGAGGAGGGCAACCUAACCUCCCCUGCACCACCCACCACCCUCCGUCACCUGAGGUUACUGUAAUGCAAUACCUGCAGGAGAACUGUAUUUACUAACUCGACGAACCAGUGUUAUAGUGGUUUGGUCUACGGCAGCCACAGGUGGACGUGUGCGGUGGUGACACGCACCUUCACCACUAGAGGACAACACCACAAGCACACUAACAUUGUACACUGAUCAACACCACAACACGUGACUUACACCUACACAAGCAUCACAACUUUCAACCACACUCGUUGUACAUCAAAGCAUCUAAAGACAGUCAGGCCCUGCUCGGGUUCCCAGUGCCGCCACAACCAUCACAGCACCGCCGCCCGGACGGACUGUUGUGCAUGCUCCGCGUGGCGCGACCAAACUCGUCGCCAGCAUUACGUAACGACAGGAAAGUAUAGUCGCGGCGCGGAACGUGAGAACAACUUGUCUGGCGCGUGUCGUGCGUGCCUGCGUGUGUGCGUGCGUGCAUGCAUGUGUGCAGGCGUGUGAGAGCAAGGGUAGUGAGGCUCUGACUUAAGAGGAAGAAAAGGACUGGAUAGAGGACACGACUGCAGCACACGGAAGAGGAAGUGAAGAAGGUGGUGGUGGUGGUGGUGGUGGUGGUGGUUGGUGGUGGUGACGUUGGUGGUGGUGUUGGUAUUCAUCGAGCGGGAGACAAGGUGGUGUGUGUUAAGGUCAUUCCGUUCUUCCGUCACAGCCAAGCACAGUCCCAAGCACACCAGUAAAGUGCAGUGGUGAUGGAGUAUUGCUAUUGGUGGAGAAGUGAUUUACUAUGAAAGUGAAUAUUCGGAGAGGAAACCGAGACAUGAGGGAGGCGAGGAGCCGGAGAGCGAGGUAGCAGCAGCAAGAACACCACCAAGCCAUAGUGUGCGUUGCGUGCGCUUUGUGAGUCUCUCGGCGGUUGGAGAGACGUGAUGCUGGCCGGGGGGCGGCGACCCUUCCCAGAGCCUCUACUGGAGUUUCCACCGCCUGGUCGGGGAUCAGUGGUGCCGCGAGGGAAUUGGGCCAAGGAUUACCUUCUCCCCAGGCUUUGACCGACGCCGGGGACCUGCCUACCGGAGGGGGGCCGUCUCUAUACGGGGAUGGCCCCGCCUCAUCGCUCCCGUCCCCUUCAGGAGGUUCGGAGGAAGGGGAGAGGAACGUAACAGGUGGCAGCAGUCAUAGGUUGCUGUGGUCUAUAUACAAAGCCGGCGGAGUGCACAGAAACGAGAGUGGAAGAAGCGGCAUUGAAGUGAGGGGAGGGAGUGAUGUGCAGGGCAGUGAUCGGCCCCUGAGUGCUGGGUAUAACAUUACGGUGGGCGGAGUGCUGGGCGAGGCAGGGGGGAGCGUGGAAAACGUAACAUCAAGUGUGGAGGAUACUAAAGGUCACGGCCUCUUAGAUAUCCUGAUGGGCUCCACGCCGCCACUUUCAGAACGGAAUGUGACGCACCGCAACGCCUCGGUCAUCAAGGAGGCUCUCGGCUUUACCUUAGACUCCGGGGGAGACGCCUACACGUCCCCCUCGGAGACAGGUGGGCUGCAGAGGCUGCUGUUGGGCAGGCCGGAGCCAGUGUACCUCUCAGCCCUGGACGACAACCUAAGCGUGGAGCGCCCAAGCUUCUCCACCAUUACCAACUACACGGAGCCGCUCUUCGCAGACUACCCGCCUCAUCUCCUGGACUUUGCCGUGUUCUGCUGCGUCUUGUUCAUUGUGCUGGGCGUGCCCGGGAACCUCAUCACCAUCAUCGCCCUCGUCAAGUGCAAAAAGGUCAGUACACUUUCCACUUACUUGUUAAGUGUAGUUUAGUUUUGUGUGUCACUGAGCACAACGUUGUUUUUGUGGCCAGCAGUCCAUGGCUGGCCGACAGGUGUUUGUCUUGCAACAUUUUUGGCGCGUGUUUCUAUUUGUUUGUCCUUU
This is a messenger RNA of Scylla paramamosain (green mud crab), 2896 nucleotides long. RefSeq lists its product as uncharacterized. The transcript is spliced from 2 exons. The record is from RefSeq and is a predicted model, not a curated record. Lineage: Eukaryota; Metazoa; Arthropoda; Malacostraca; Decapoda; Portunidae. Bases 2387 to 2785 code for a protein of 132 amino acids.